AUGGACAAGAGUUGGAUGUCAUUAGGUAAGACUGCAGAUGGGAGAAUGAGUCAGCCGUAUCGUGACGGUGUAAUGUCAUUUCUUCAUUUUGCUGUGAAAGUUGUGGACCAAGAAGGCUAUAUUAUGUGCCCAUGCAUGAAGUGUGUAAACUAUUGUCGGCAGUUACCUAGACAUGUGCAAAUACACUUGCUCCAAUAUGGGAUUAUGCAAAGCUACACUAUUUGGCAUAAGCACGGGGAACCUCGUAUGUUAGAUGAGGCUCAACAUCAUUACGAAAUGAAUAGCAAUGAGUAUAGAGAAUUGGGUGGUAUUGAUGCACUGGUAGAAGACCAAAUAAGAGGGGACUCAACCAAUACAAACCCGAACGAGGAAGUGCAAAGCUUUGAAAAACUAUUAAAUGAUUCCAGGAAGGAGGUGUACCCAAGUUGCUCAAGUUUUACUUUGUUGAGUUUUGUUAUUGAGUUGUUUAAUUUGAAGGUAACAAACCACAUGAGCAAUAAAGCAGUUGACUUAUGGUUGCAUUUUUUGAGAAGACUUUUACCAGAGGGGAACUUAGUUCCCAAGUCCACCCGUGAAGCUAAAAAGAUACUACGUGACUUAGGUUUGUCAUACGAGCUCAUUGAUGCAUGUAUAAAUGAUUGUGUGCUUUUUUGGAAAGAGAAUGCAAACUUGGAUAAAUGUCCAAAGUGUACGGUAUCUAGGUAUAAAAUUAAUGGUAGAAGGGGAAAAAAAAUCCCUCGUAAGAUUUUGCGUUACCUCCCCGUGACUCCAAGGUUGAAAAAACUAUACAUGAAUAAGAAAUUAGCUAAGGACAUGAGGUGGCAUAAGGACAAGCGUGUGGAUGAUGAGGAAUGGAUGCAUCCAGCUGAUGGUGAUGAGUGGAAGGAGUUUGACAUACAACAUCCUGAGUUCGCAUUGGAGCCUCGCAACGUGAGGUUAGGGAUAGCCAUUGAUGGGUUCAAUCCAUUUGGGAACAUGGAUAAUUCCUAUAGCAUAUGGCCGGUCAUUCUCAUUCCCUACAACUUACCACCUUGGUUGAUUAUGAAAGAGCCAUUUCUCAUGUUAUCAUUAUUAAUUCCUGGAGAUAAGCAACCAGGGAUUGACAUCGAUGUAUAUAUGCAACCUUUGAAAGACGAGUUAGAGGAGUUAUGGAAUAAUGGGGCAUUAACGUAUGAUGCCUCAAGUGGUGAGAGUUUCCAGAUGCAUGCAACUAUGUGGUGGACAGUACAUGAUUGGCCUGCAUUUGGUGACAUAUCUGGGUGGAGAACAAAGGGGCACUAUGCUUGUUACCCUUGCAAUGAUGAACCCUUCUAUGAAUCUUUGAGAAGUAAGACUGCGUACCUUAACCAUCGAGCCUAUUUGCCUGACAACCACCCUGAACGGCGAAAGAAGGUGGCCUACGAUGGUAAGUGUGAAGAACGAAAGAGAUCUUUGGAGUUGCCAGUGCAUAAGAUAGAAGAGCAAUUGAAAAAUGUACCAAAGAUCUCAUUCGGAAAAGAUCCGAACAACAGAAAAAGGCCUCGUUAUGAACCAAAUUGGACAAAGGUUAGCAUCUUGUAUGAUAUGCCAUGCUGUAAGAAUCGAAAGCUUUUACAUAACAUUGAUGUCAUGCAUGUGGAGAAAAAUUUUGGUGAGGCACUUUGUGGAACUAUGUUGCGCAUUGAAGGGAAGAAUAAGGAUACAGACAAGGCUCGAAACGACUUGGAAGAUAGGGGCAUACGAAAAGAGUUGUGGUUGACACAAUGUCCCGAUGGUUCAUAUAUCAAGCCUCGCGCUAGUUUUUCAUUAACACCUCAACAAAAAGAGGAGUUCUUUGAAUUCUUGAAAUCAGUCAAGUAUCCGGAUGGCUAUGCUGCAAAUAUAUCAAGGUCAGUAAAUGUGAGAAAUGGCAGAUUAACAGGUUUGAAAAGUCACGACUACCAUGUUCUCAUACAACGAAUUCUUCCUAUUGGAAUGCGGGGUUUUGUGGACAAAGAGAUUAGCACAACACUGUUUGAGUUAGGUAGCUUUUUCCAGGACGUAUGUUCCAAAAAACUUAAGCGGUGUGAAAUAGAGAAAUUGGAGGAACGUAUAGUGCAUAUUCUAUGCAAGCUUGAAAAGAUCUUUCCUCCUGCCUUCUUUGAUAUAAUGGUGCACUUGGCCGUUCAUUUGCCACGUGAGAUUAUUCUCGGAGGACCCGUGCACUUUCGGUGGAUGUAUCCGAUUGAAAGGUUUCUAGGGAAAUUGAAGAGGUUUGUUUCUAAUAGAGCUCGACCAGAAGGUUCAAUCGUAGAGGCUUACAUUGUCAAGGAGUGUAUAACAUUUUGCUCAAUGUAUUUGGAUGGAGUUGAAACAGUGCAUAAUCGACCCGAACGAAAUGAAGAUCUUGGUGUACGUCGCCAAGGGUUGACGGUAUUUACAGGAACAGCUCGUCCUAUUCUCCCAAUCACUAGAGAUGGUCAGAUGUCACAAGAACUUCGUGAUAUUGCUCAUUGGUUCUUGUUGUACAAUAGUCCGGAGUUGGAGAAGUAUUUAGAGGAACACAAGAAUUUGUUACCUAUUCAAGCUGGAGAAAACAUAACUCAGAAGCAACGAAAAGAAUUUCCCAAAUGGUUCAAAGAUCAUAUGAAUAGAUUGAGAGUUGAAGAGUCACCGGAGGCAACUGAUGAGUUGUGGUCGUUAGCGAAUGGUCCUAAUUUGUUAGUGAAGGAGUAUUCUGGUUGCAUAAUCAAUGGCGUAAGGUUCCACACAAGGGAAGUAGAUGAUCGUCGAACGAGUCAAAAUAGUGGUGUGCUUGUAGUUGGCGAUCACGAGGGUGAGAUGCAUGACUUUUAUGGUCACUUAAGCAAAGUUUGGGAAUUUGGAUACAGAUGCAGUAAUAAAGUUGUAUUGUUCCAAUGUGAAUGGUAUAACACUGGCAACACUGGUAGAACCAGAACAAUACGAACAGAUGCACAUUGUACGAGCAUUGAUGUCACAAGUCGGUGGUAUCAAUCUGACCCUUUUGUUCUUCCUAGCCAAGCGAAGCAAGUCUUUUACCUAAAUGAUACUAAAUGGGGUAAGCCUUGGCAAGUCGUGCAACAAGUCCAACAUAGGGGAAUGUUUGAUGUUCCAGAAGUUGAUAAUGACGAACCUAGGUAUCCCAUGGAAUGCGAUGAUGCAUUCCAACAAGAGAGCAUUACCUCGGUUGUUCCAGUCGAUGUUGAAGCUGAAGUUCAUUGUCAUAGGGAUGGUGCUGAAGACGAAGUUGUGUUGGGGAUUGGGCCAUUAGAUGAAACAAUAGAGGAGAGUGGUGAUGAUGAAGACGAUGAAAUACCUGAUGUGGAAAUGGAUCCUGAUAUGGAUUAUGAUAUGUAGUUAUGUUUUUGUGUAAUGUGAUAAAUGUCCUUAAAGUCAUGA
Molecule: messenger RNA, 3378 nt
Organism: Rhododendron vialii
Lineage: Eukaryota; Viridiplantae; Streptophyta; Magnoliopsida; Ericales; Ericaceae
Exons: 4
Coding region: 1-3336 (1111 amino acids)
Source: RefSeq, a predicted model, not a curated record